This is a messenger RNA of Sphenostylis stenocarpa, 726 nucleotides long. The record is from the annotation of a GenBank genome assembly. Lineage: Eukaryota; Viridiplantae; Streptophyta; Magnoliopsida; Fabales; Fabaceae.
AUGGCUUUCACCUCUCUCACUUUCAUCCUCUUAAGUUCAUUCUGCUUCAUUCUUCAGGCCCAGGCCCAGGCCCAAGCCCCGGCGCCUUCCUCCGGCGAUGUCAACCUUACUGCCAUCCUCGUUAAAGGUGGCCAGUUCACAACCCUAAUCAAACUCCUCCAAGACACGCAACAACUAACCCAAAUCCAGAGUCAACUCAACUCAACCUCGCAAGGGUUCACGGUUUUCGCGCCCACCGACAACGCUUUCCAGAACCUCAAGUCUGGGGCUCUCAACGGUCUCGGAGAAGAGCAGAAAGUGCAGCUCAUUCUCUACCAUGUCACUCCCAAGUACUACUCUCUCUCCGAUCUCUUGACCGUGAGCAACCCCGUCAGGACGCAAGCCUCCGGCAGAGAAGGCUCCUGGGGGCUCAACUUCACCGGCCAAGGGAACCAGGUGAACGUGUCCACCGGCAUCGUGGAGACGCAGCUCAACAACGCGCUCAGACAGCAGUUUCCCCUCGCGGUUUACCAGGUCGACAAGGUUCUGUUGCCGGAGGAGCUCUUCGGAGCGAAGUCCCCCGCGGCGGCUCCGUCUCCGAAGUCUGCCAAGAGCAGCCCUGAAAUUCCGAGCGUUGGGAAGACCGGCGGCGCUCCUUCUCCCUCCGGUAAUGGUGCGGCAGAGAGGAAUGUGGGAUUGGGAGUUAUCGUUGGAAUUGGAUUGAUCUGCAUGGGAGCUCUCUUUUGA